AACUGCUACAUCUGGAUGGAGAAGAGGCACAGGGGACCAGGCCUGGCCCCAGGUCAGCUGUACACAUACCCAGCACGUUGCUGGCGCAAAAAGAGGCGUUUGCAUCCCCCUGAGGAUUCCAGGCUGAAGCUGCUGGAAAUUAAACCUGAAGUUGAUCUGCCUCUGAAAAAAGAUGGGUUCACCUCAGAAAGUACAACUCUGGAAGCCUUGCUGCGUGGAGAGGGAAUAGAGAAAAAAACAGACACUAAAGAGGAAGACACUAUACAAGAAAUCCAGAGAGUUUUAGAGAAUGAUGAAAAUGCAGAUGAAGUGAAUGAGGAAGAAGACUUGGAAGAAGAUAUUCCAAAACGAAAGAACAGGCCUAGAGGACGGGCUCGGGGAUCUGGAGGUGGCAGGAGACGGAAUGAUGCUGCCUCCCAGGAUGACCAUGACAAACCCUAUGUUUGUGACAUCUGUGGCAAGCGUUACAAGAACAGGCCUGGGCUUAGCUACCACUAUGCUCACACUCACCUCGCCAGCGAAGAGGGUGAUGAAGCCCGCGAGCAGGAGACCCGCUCUUCCCCUGUCCACCGAAAUGAAAACCACAAACCCCAGAAAGGACCAGAUGGGGUCAUCAUUCCCAAUAACUACUGUGACUUCUGCCUCGGAGGCUCCAAUAUGAACAAAAAAAGUGGCCGGCCUGAAGAACUUGUAUCAUGCUCAGACUGUGGGCGCUCUGCUCAUUUGGGAAGAGAAGGCAGGAGGGACGAAGCAGCGCCAGCACGCACUACGGAGGACUUGUUCGGUUCCACGUCAGAAAGCGACACCUCGACCUUUCAUGGCUUUGACGAGGACGAUGCAGAAGAGCCUCUCUCGAGCCGAGGAGGUGGCUGUGGUGGCAGGUCUCCCUCUGCAGACAAAAAGGGUGGCUGCUAAAAAAACUAAAAAGACACAGAAACUCUGAACUGUCCUUUUCACUACUAAGAUUAUUAUUACCUUUUCCUCUUUUUUUUUUUUUUAAUUUUUAAUUUUAGGUCCUCUUGGGGUUUUGGUUGGUUGUUUUUUUUCCUCCUCCCCCCCUUAUUUUGCUUGUUAUUUUUGUUACAUUUUCCCAGUGGGGUAUACACUGAAAGCACAAGCAUUUAAAGCUCUUGACAAGUAAUUUGAAGAGACAGAAGGGUUUUGAUUUUCCCAUUUUGCUUUUUUUUUAAAUUUUUUUUUUCAUUUUAGUUUUGUUUUUAUCCCACCUCCCCUCCUUCUCUUUCUCUUUGGAAACAUAAAAAGUGGAUUUAAUUUUUUUUUUAAUAGUGAGCAGAGUUGAUUUUCUUGUCGUUUAAUAUAUAUAUAUCAGCAAACCACAAAAAAUACAGAUGGGUUAGAGAACAGAAAGCAAACCCUAAUAGUUUUUUUAAUUAUUAUUAUUAUUUAUAUAUUCUAUGUAUUGUUAGAAAAACUACUUUUUAAAUAAAAAAAUAGAAAAAAAAAACAACAAAAAAGCAAUGGAUGUCUACUUGAUAAUAGAACUGUUUCUAGAGAACCACUGUGGGCGGACUCUGUCAGGGGACAAGGAAACCCUUGAAGUGAUGACUUCUGCGUUUUGAGAUUUUGCACUUACUGUAGCAUGUGAAGUCUGGCUCUUCUCAUACAUCUGCUAUGCUACAGCCUGAAAAUACAAGCAGCACCAUUGAAGACCAUGGCCUUGGGGAACACAUUUCCAUCUCCUUUGGACACCUUUACACUCAAUAGAUCUCCUCCUCCCUGCACCCCUUCAUGUCUUCCUCACACCGUUCU
Messenger RNA from Cinclus cinclus, 1770 nucleotides. RefSeq names its product double PHD fingers 3 (gene DPF3). Gene Ontology annotation, cellular component: nBAF complex; nucleus. The record is from RefSeq and is a predicted model, not a curated record. The transcript is spliced from 8 exons. Gene Ontology annotation, biological process: nervous system development. Bases 16 to 915 code for a protein of 299 amino acids. Lineage: Eukaryota; Metazoa; Chordata; Aves; Passeriformes; Cinclidae.